GAUACUGGAGUUUUGAAUUUGAACCAGUGCGUUAGAACUCUUCCUGCGUCGCUGUAAUUUUUAAACGAGCUACUAAUUUUCGAGUGAACUAUUUCGUCCAAACUUAAGUCAUGUCUUUUUCAAGAGCUCCAGUGAAACGAUUUAAUGAAAAUAUCGGCUGCGCCCCAGCACCGGGCACAUAUGAGCUGAAACCAGGAGAGGUGAAGGGACCUGCCUCUUUCCACCGAUCAGAGCGCUUCAAACUGCUCAAAGCCAGUGGUGCUCCUUUCAUCCCACCACCAUCUCCUUCUAAAGAUGUUCCCAUGUCACCUGUGGCUGUGCGUAGGACCAUGUCUGUGGAUGGCCUGGUUGAUGGGUCCAUGUCAAAGAAAGACCAGAGUGGCCAAUCGAUGCAGAUGAAACAGCAGAAACUCCUGGAGAAAGAGAUCCGGUCCCUGGUGCAGCAGCGUGGGGAGCAGGACAGGCGCCUGGUAACCCUGGAGGAGGAGCUGAGGAAGGUGGAGGCCAAGCUGUUGUCUGCGGUCAGGGAGAAGACUGGUCUGGCAGCUAACGUCACCACCCUGGAGAGACAGCUGGCUGAGCUUAAGAAGACUAACGAGUUCCUCAAGAACAAGGUUUCUGCAGACACCACUAAGAAGAGGAUCCAGUCUCUGUCUAUGGAGCUGAUGGAGGCCAGAAACAAAUUGGACGUCAAUGACAAGGAGCUGAGUUUCCUCCAGAUCAGUACAGAGGGCCAGGUGAAGUUGCUGGAGACAGACCUGGAGGCAGCCAGAGCUACACUCACCGCCCUGAGGGAGAGGAACAAGGACCUGGAGGACCUCCACCAUGACACCAAAGUCCAGAAUGAGGAGCUGGAGAAUGAUAUGGAUACGCUGCAAGCUUUGGUCCAGGAGCUGAGAGAGGAGGUCAAUGUUCUUCAGGGUUACCUGGACACAGCCAACGACCACAUCCAGGAUCUGCGUAUGAAGCUUCAUGGGAAGACCGAGAUGGUGAACAGCAUCUCUGAGUCUCAGCAGGAGAAACUGGGCCAUCUUGAGCAGAAACUUGAGCAGUGCACCGCGGAGCUUGAAAACUCUCAGAACACUCUCCGUCAGAAGGAGGAGGAGUCAGAGAAACGUCAGCAGGACCUGCAGGCUUCCCGUGAUGCUUUGCAGGAGACUGAGAAGCUUCUGGAGCGGCGGGAGGCGGAGCUGAUGUCCUCCCAGAAGGCAUUGGGAGAGAUGGAGGUACAGAUGCAACGGGCCAACCAGGAAGUUUCUGACUCCCAGAUUGCAGUGCGGCAGCAAGAGGCGGAGCUAGUGCGGCUGCGAGAGGUGCUGAGGAGGACAGGGGAGGAGCUGGAUGACAAAGUAGCUCACCUGGAAGAGAAGUGCAAGGUCCUGGAGGAGGAGAGCGUUAAUAGCCAGGGGAGAGUGGAGGAGCUGAAGGCAGAGCUGAGCCUCCUGCGGGAGAACAGGAGGAGUGAGGAGGAGGUGCAGGAGCAGCUGGAGCAGACAUACACCUCCCUGGCUGAGGAGCUGAAGCAGGAAAAGGAGCAUGCAGCCUCCCUGGCCUCAGUGCUGGAGAGGGUGAGGGAGGAGACAGAGGAGGAAAGAAAACAGUUGGAGGAUGAGUUGGAGGAGGCUCUAGGAGUGCUGUCAGUUCUGGAGUUGCAGGAUGAGCGGAGAGGGGAGGCUCUACAGGGUCUCCAACAGGAGAAGACUGAGUUGGAGAGAGAGCUGACUGAGGCCAGAGCACUGCUAGACAGGAGGAGCAGUGACGUGCAGGUGGUACACUCUACCAUGAGGAGCCUGCAGGAGGAACACACCACCUCCCUCAGCAAGAUAGGAGACCUGGCCACUGAACUGGAGAGCUUCAGGCAGGCCCUGAAGGGAGCAGAGGAGAGGGGUAGAGCGCUGGAGGAAGAGGUGGAGAGGGUGACGAAGCAGAUGAAAGAAGAGAUGGAGAGAGUGAAUCAGUGUAAAGAGGUGGAGGUGAAGAAAGUGAGGGAGGAGAUGGAGGGGGAGCAGGAGAAACAUCUAGCUGACCAGCAGGCUCAGGAGAAAGCAAGAGCAGAGUAUGCAAGAAUGCUGUUGUCGGCACAGACUCGUCUAGCUCAGAGAGAUGAGGAGAUGAAGAGGGCUGAGGAGGAGGUGCAGAGACAGCUGCAGGAGGAGAGGAUGGAGAAAGAGGAGGUUCAAAGGCUACUGGAGAAGGAGAAGGAAGAGAGGGAGGUGCAGAGAAGAGACUUGAAGCAAUGGAUGUCAGAGGAGGUGGGGAGGCUAGAGAGACGGGUGGAGGUGUUAGAGGAGGAGAAGCUAGCUCUUCAGUGCUUGGUAGGAGAGGUUGAAAAGGAGAAACUGAGCCUUCACAACCAGUUGGAGAAGAUGGAGGAUCAGGUAAAGAAAGAUCUGCCCUGUCUAGAGACCCACAUGGAGGUAGAGAAAGAGAGGGAUGAACUGAAAACGGUAGUGGAGAAGUUUGAAAUAGACAAACGGGGCCUUCAGGACCAGGUAGAACUAAUACACAACCGACUGAUGAAGGCAGAAGAACAGAGAGCGAGUCUCCAAAACCAGUUAGAACUGAUGGAAGAGAAGGUUUCUCUCCAGAGCCAGGUGGACCCAGUUGUCCAGGAGAAGGUUUCUCUCCAGAGCCAGGUGGACCCAGUUGUCCAGGAGAAGGUUUCUCUCCAGAGCCAGGUGGACCCAGUUGUCCAGGAGAAGGUGACUCUCCAGAGCCAGGUGGACCCAGUUGUCCAGGAGAAGGUGACUCUCCAGAGCCAGGUGGACCCAGUUGUCCAGGAGAAGGUGACUCUCCAGAGCCAGGUGGACCCAGUUGUCCAGGAGAAGGUGACUCUCCAGAGCCAGGUGGACCCAGUUGUCCAGGAGAAGGUGACUCUCCAGAGCCAGGUGGACAAGGAGGUGGUUUCUCUCCAGAGCCAGGUGGACCCAGUUGUCCAGGAGAAGGUGACUCUCCAGUGGGAGAUGGAGGAACAGAGAAGAGACUUCCAGAGACAGCUGGUGGCAACUCGGGACAAGAGUGAUGCAGAGACAGAACACUGGAGGAGACGGUACGAGGAGCUCUACACUAAGGUCAAGCCCUUCCAGGAGCAGCUGAAUGGGUUUGCUGCAGAACGGGACGCGCUACUGAAUGAGAAUGGGGCAAACCAGGAGGAGCUGACCCGGCUCGCGGACGCCUACGCUCGUCUGCUGGGCCACCAGAACCAGAAACAGAAGAUCAGACACGUGGUGAAGCUCAAAGAUGAGAACGUCUCCCUCAAACAGGAGCUGUCUAAGCUGCGUGCCCAGGUGUCUCGUCAGAAGGGAGGCCAGCCCCAACGCAGGGUUGACCCCAUCAAAGCCUUGAACCACCUGGACAGCAAGGAGAACGAGCAGCCUGCUGCUGCACCUCUCAGACAGGGAAACCGCUGUUGAAAGGUAAACAAUGGACAGACCCUCAUAGAAAGCACCAACUGUCCUGGGUGAACAGGAGUCAAGAGGAUGUUGAGUCAAGAGGAUGUCAUGGUCUUGCCUAAUAUUUAAUUGUCAUUUGAUACCAAAUGCUCUGAAAAGCUACUUGAUGAAUCUACAAGGGGGGUGGGGGUGUUUGCAACCCUGUAUAUGUUUUAGCAGAUACAAAGGCCUUUAUCUUUCCAUCCUAUAGAGCAAUUAUGUCAGUACCAGUAUGAAACAUGGCCGUCAUUCUUUUGCUACAGCAUUCAUAUUAAGCACAAUGUUUGUUUUCUUCAACAUAACAUAGUUGUGUAUAAUGCAAAUACACUGUACAUGUUUAGCUCUAUUAAUUUACAUUUAGUUUGUUUGAGUCAUUCCCAUCUUUUUUCCAGUAGAUGGGAAUGUAAGUUCUCUUUUCACUGGUUUACCUUUUUACUGUCGUCCAACAGCCUGACUCUUGUAAAUAAAGCCCCACAUGUUCUCUCUUCCUUCACACUGAGAGAAGCGGGAAGAUUGUUUUAAAUAAAUGUAGGGAGUGUG
This is a messenger RNA of Oncorhynchus gorbuscha (pink salmon), 3971 nucleotides long. Its product is annotated as hyaluronan mediated motility receptor-like. Gene Ontology annotation, cellular component: membrane. Gene Ontology annotation, molecular function: hyaluronic acid binding. The record is from RefSeq and is a predicted model, not a curated record. Lineage: Eukaryota; Metazoa; Chordata; Actinopteri; Salmoniformes; Salmonidae. The transcript has 20 exons. Bases 111 to 3413 code for a protein of 1100 amino acids.